This is a messenger RNA of Acomys russatus (golden spiny mouse), 4350 nucleotides long. Its product is annotated as murinoglobulin-1-like. Gene Ontology annotation, cellular component: extracellular region. Lineage: Eukaryota; Metazoa; Chordata; Mammalia; Rodentia; Muridae. Gene Ontology annotation, molecular function: endopeptidase inhibitor activity. Bases 67 to 4335 code for a protein of 1422 amino acids. The transcript is spliced from 34 exons. The record is from RefSeq and is a predicted model, not a curated record.
CCUUUCCAACUCCACACCGAGACCCCUGAGAAAAUCUGCCUCCAUUUCUUCCAUGUGAAUGAUACGAUGACUGUAAAUGCCUCCCUGCAGUUUAACCAGGGAAGCACAAACCUCUUCAACGGGCUUGUGGUUGACAAGGACAUGUUCCACUGUGUUUCUUUCACUAUCCCUGGGGCUUCCCUUUAUGACGGGACUGUGCCACUCUUUGUCGGCAUCCGAAGACAUAUCGUUCAAUUAAACACAAAGAUAAUGGUGCUGGUGAAGAACACAGAAAACGUUGACUUUGUCCAGACAGACAAACCGAUGUACAAGCCAGGACAGACAGUCAAAUUUCGGAUUAUCUCUAUGGAUAAAAAUCUACGCCCCCUGAAUACAUUGUUUCCUCUGGCUUACAUUGAGGAUCCAAAGAUGAACCGAAUUAUGCAGUGGCGGGAUAUCAACACAGAGAACGGGUUCAAGCAACUGUCUUUCAGCCUGUCAUCAGAGCCCAUCCAGGGAUCCUACAAGAUAGUGAUACUAAACCAAUCAAGAGUGAAGAAACAGCACCCCUUCACUGUGGAAGAAUUUGUGCUUCCCAAAUUUGAAGUUCGAGUCAAGGUCCCAAAGGCCAUCUCUAUAAAGGAUGAAAAAAUGAAUGUGACUGUAUGUGGAGUGUAUACCUAUGGGAAGCCUGUCCCAGGACAUGUAAACAUAAGCAUAUGCCAUAAGUGUCAGGGCUCCGGCUUCAAGGAGAAGAAUGAAUGCAAAGAAGUCAGUUACCAGCUAGACAACAGAGGCUGCAUCACACAAGAAGAAAACAUUACGAUGUUCAACCUAAAUAAAACAUAUAUUCGAGCCCAGCAUUUUCAUGUCAAUGCAAAGGUUAUUGAAGAAGGGACAGGAUUUGAGUUCAGUGGAUCUGGAACAACGAAAAUUGAAAAAAUCAUAACCAAACUCAUAUUUGUGAAAGCAGAGUCACACUUUAGACACGGGAUUCCCUUUCUUGUGAAAGUCCGCCUCGAGGAUCUCCAGGGCACUCCUAUUCCCAAUGAGCAAGUCUUCUUCAAAGUACAAUCUGGCUACUCCCAUGCUACCACCACUGACCAUCACGGCCUGGCAGAGUUCUCCAUCAACACCACCAGCAUUGGGGGUCAUUCCCUCAGUAUCAAAGUGUACCACAAGGAGGAAUAUGUUUGUGGGAGUUUCCUUUGCAUGGCAGAAGAAUAUGGGGUAGCACACCAUGUGGCCUACAGUGUUUAUUCCAUCAGCAAGAGCUAUGUCUACCUUGAGAAGGAAGCCAGCAUCUUGCCCUGCAGCCAGAGUCACACAGUUCGGGCACAUUUUAUUCUGAGAGGGACUGCCUUGAGAGUGCUGAGAGAGCUCAGUUUUUACUACCUGGUCAUGGCCCAUGGCAAGAUCAUCCAAACUGGAAGCCACACUCACCACAUGGAGGCACGAGACCCAGGAAACCGCAACUUUACCUUGGAGAUCCCUGUGGAGUUCGGCAUGGCCCCUGUGGCUAAACUGUUCAUCUAUGCCAUCUUGCCUGAUGGAGAAGUGAUUGUAGAUUCUGCAAAUUUUGAAAUUGAAAAGUGUCUUCUCAACAAAGUGGACCUAAGCUUCAACCCAGCCCAAAGUCUUCCUGCCUCACAGGCCCAUCUGCGUGUCACAGCUUCUCCUCAGUCCCUCUGUGGCCUGAGAGCAGUGGACCAAAGCGUGUUGCUCCUGAAGCCUGAAGCUGAGCUCUCUCCUUCCUGGGUAUACAACCUGCCAGAAAUGCAGCACAAGGACUCUAAACAAAGAUCCCACGAGGAGCUCGAAGACCUAGCGCAUUGUGUCUGGCAUAGAGAUAAGGCCCGUGAGGGCGUCACACACUCAGUAAGAGAAGAAAAUGAGAAAGACGUCUAUGAAUACCUGGAUGACAUGGGUUUAAUGGCAUUAACCAACUUGAAGAUCAAACAUCCCAAAUUAUGUAUACCAAUAGCAGCUGAACGCUUUAUAGUAAAAACAUCUCCAUCACAUGAGAAGGCACAGCUUGAAGAUUCAGUUGCUGAGACCAUUCGAAAAUAUUUCCCUGAAACCUGGAUCUGGGAUUUAGUCACAGUAAACUCCUCAGGAGUAGCUGACAUGCAAGUGACGGUCCCUGACACCAUCACUGAGUGGAAGGCCGGAGCCCUCUGCCUGUCCAACGACACUGGACUUGGCCUCUCCCCUGUGGUAUCUCUCCAAGCCUUCCAGCCCUUCUUCGUGGAGCUCACGAUGCCCUACUCUGUGAUCCGUGGAGAAGCCUUCACGCUCAAGGCCACUGUGCAGAGCUACAUUCCUUCGUGCAUCCGGGUGAGAGUGGAGCUGGAAGCCUCUCCUGAUUUCACAGCUGUCCCAGUGGCAAAAGACCAAGAUUCUUACUGCCUCUGUGCCAAUGGGAGGCACACCGAAUCCUGGUUGGUAACUCCCAAAUCUUUAGGGAAUGUGAAUUUCUCUGUGACUGCAGAAGCACGACAGUCCCCAGAGGCCUGUGGCUCUGAUGUGCCUACAGUGCCUGAAAUGGGGAAAAGGGACACUGUUGUCAAAGUCCUGAUAGUUGAGCCUGAAGGAAUUAAGAAGGAGCACACCUUCAGUUCACUCUUCUGUGCAUCAGAUGCUGUGCUAUCAGAAAACUUGUCCCUGGUGCUCCCACCAACAGUGGUGACCGAUUCAGCCAGAGCCCAUUUCUCUGUGUUGGGUGAUAUCUUGGGUUCAGCCAUAAAAAACACACAAAACCUUCUCCACAUGCCCUAUGGCUGUGGGGAGCAGAACAUGAUCCUUUUUGCUCCUAACAUCUACGUACUGAAAUACCUGAAUGAAACCCAACAGCUGACCCAGAAGAUCAAAUCCAAGGCCCUUGACUACCUCAUUGCUGGUUAUCAGAGGGAGCUGAACUACAAACACAAGGAUGGCUCUUACAGCGCCUUCGGGGAUAAAGGAAGCCAGAGUGAAGGAAACACUUGGCUCACAGCCUUUGUGCUCAAGUCUUUUGCCCAAGCUCGAGAGUUCAUCUUUAUCGAUGAGAAGCACAUCACUGAUGCCUUCAAGUGGCUCUCCCAGCAGCAGCAGGACCACGGCUGCUUCAGGAGCUCUGGACGGCUGUUCCACAAUGCCAUGAAGGGAGGAGUAGAAGAAGGAGUGACCCUCUCUGCCUAUAUAACCAUUGCCCUCCUGGAGAGCUCCCUCUCAGACGCACAUCCUGUUGUCUCCAGAGCCCUGACCUGCCUAGACUCAUCCUGGAAGACAAUAGAGCAAAGGAAAACCCACAACUCUGCGUACACCAAGGCACUGCUGGCCUAUGCUUUUACUCUAGCAGGGAACCAGGACAAGAGAAAGGAAAUCCUGAAGUCACUGGAUGAUGGUGCUAUAGAAGAAGGCAACUCCAUCCAUUGGGAGAAUCCUAAGGAACCCAGGAAAUCGGAGGAGUCUCUGUAUGAGCUCCGGGCUCCCUCUCCUGUAGUGGAGAUGAAUGCCUAUAUUCUCCUGGCUCUUGUAGCUGCCCAGCCAGCCCCGAGCCCCGAGGACAUGGCUUUGGCAAUGCGCCUUGUGAAGUGGCUCACAAAGCAGCAGAAUCCCUAUGGCGGCUUCUCCUCCACACAGGACACCGUGGUGGCUCUCCAUGCUUUGUCCAAGUAUGGAGCACUAACUUUUUCCAGAAGUCAGAAAACGUCUUCGGUGACCAUCCAAUCAUCAGGGGCAUUUUCCCACAAGUUCCAAGUGGAGGACAGUAAUCGCCUGUUACUGCAGCAGGUCCCAUUACCAGACAUUCCUGGGGACUAUAAAAUUAACAUGACAGGGGAAGGAUGUGUGUAUGCUCAGACGGUGCUGAGAUACAAUGUGCACCUGGAGAAGCAGCAGUCUGCGUUUGCUCUGCAUGUGCAGACAGUACCUCUAACUUGUCAUAACCCCCAAGGACAAAACAGCUUCCAGAUCCUGCUAGAGUUCAGUUACACAGGGAGCCGUCCAGCCUCCAACAUGGUGAUUGCUGAUGUGAAGAUGGUGUCUGGUUUCAUUCCAUUGAAACCAACAGUGAAGAAACUUGAGAGAUCAGAGCACGUGAGCAGAACAGAAGUGAGCAACAACAAUGUCUUGUUAUACGUGGAUCAGGUGACCAAUCAGACACUGGCCUUCUCCUUCAUCGUUCAACAAGACAUCCCAGUAAGGAACCUGCAGCCUGCCAUUGUGAAAGUCUAUGACUACUACGAGACAGAUGAAGUGGCUUUUGCUGAAUACAGCGCCCCCUGCAGCACAGGUGAGCCCCUAGCACUCCUUGCCACAAGCCUGUCUCUGACCUCCUUCCCUAUAAAAUUACCCAGAACUUUUGUUAGGUGAGCUCAGACCCCUCUC